Messenger RNA from Truncatella angustata, 1894 nucleotides. RefSeq names its product amino acid transporter. The coding region runs from base 213 to 1781 and encodes 522 amino acids. Gene Ontology annotation, biological process: transmembrane transport. The record is from RefSeq and is a predicted model, not a curated record. Gene Ontology annotation, cellular component: membrane. NCBI's taxonomy places the organism in Eukaryota, Fungi, Ascomycota, Sordariomycetes, Amphisphaeriales, Sporocadaceae. Gene Ontology annotation, molecular function: transmembrane transporter activity. The transcript has 6 exons.
GUGAGAUGCUGAAGCGAUUUGACUAUGCAUGCACAUGUGCACCAGGUGAUAAUUAGCCCGGCUGUUCUUUUUUCUACUGAACAAUGUAGCGCCGAACCCUUUUCUUCUUCUCCCGGCACUCCUGAUUCUCGUGGUUGAAUCUCUGCCAUCCGCUUGCAUCGCGCAAGACGCCUUGUAGAAUUAUCCGUUGUCUGCGACUCUCUGUAUCCAAUAUGUCGAAAGUCCGCACAGAAACUAGCGCUCGCGAUUCGCCAAUCGACAUAGGUGCUGAGGGCAUCGACGACAAGAGAAAUGGGACGGCCGAUGACCGCGCCGACAUGUCGCGAAUGGGCAAAGCCCAGGAUCUGAGAAGAAAUUUUAGAUUCUUAUCAAUCUUCGGCUUUUCCAUGAUUCUCAUGGCUUCAUGGGAAACCAUGUUAAGUGUUUCCACGAUAGGGUUAGUCAAUGGUGGCACUGCUGGACUUAUAUGGAUAUACUUCAUUUGUUGGAUUGGCUUUAUGCUGAUCAACACGUCAAUGGCGGAAAUGGGUUCGAUGGCCCCUACAACUGGAGGGCAAUAUCACUGGGUAUCCGAAUUCGCACCUAGAAAGCAUCAAAAGUUCAUCAGUUACCUGAUGGGAUGGAUGUGUGUUCUUGGCUGGCAAACCUCCUGUGCGUCUACGGCCUAUUUGUCUGGCACUCAGAUCCAAGGUCUAGUCGUUCUUAACUAUCCGGACUACGUAUACGAACAAUGGCACGGGACUCUCCUUACCAUCGCUGUAGCUGCCUUCUCUGUCGGCUUCAACACUGUAUUAGCUCGGAAACUGCCGCUUAUCGAAGCGGUUGUUCUCGUUGUGCACAUAUUCGGCUUCAUUGGAAUUCUGGUCGCCUUAUGGGUCCUUGCUCCGAGAGCCGAUGCAACAGCUGUGUUCACUGAAUUCACCGAUGGUGGAGGAUGGGGAAGCUUAGGAGGCAGCACCUUGGUCGGUAUCACGGCCGGAAUCCUUCCGCUGCUCGGUGCCGAUGCCGCUGUUCACAUGUCCGAGGAGCUUCGCGAUGCCAGCAAGACUCUCCCAAAGUCCAUGAUUUAUACCACGUUGUUCAAUGGUGCUUUCGGCUGGAUCAUGACAAUCACAUACUGCUUUUGCCUGGGAGAUCUAGAGGAGGCUCUCGGUUCGCCAACUGGCUACCCUUACCUUCAAGUCUUUUACAAUGCGACGCAGAAUACAAGUGGUGCUACUGCUAUGGCUGUUUUCGUCACUUUCAUGUCAAUGUUCUCGAACCUGGCCAUGGUAGCAACUGCGUCGCGUCAGCUCUUUGCUUUCGGUCGCGACGAUGCUCUGCCGUUUAGCGGCUGGUUUUCCAAGGUCCGGCCUGGCUGGGAUGUACCAUUCAAUGCCAUUCUCACGACAUUCAUCAUUUCCAGCCUCUUGUCACUGAUCAACAUCGGUUCACCCGUAGCACUCAACUCAAUCACGUCCCUGGCAACCACUUCUCUUCUUUCUAGCUAUAUCACCUCGAUUGGAUGUAUGAUCUGGAGGCGUGUAACCAACAAUCCUCUCUUGCCGUCAAAAUUCUCCCUUGGAAAAUGGGGAUUGCCAAUCAAUAUUGCUUCAGAAGCAAUUCUUAUACUAUUCUUUAUUCUGGCAUUUUUCCCAACUACUCCCAAUCCUAACCCGGCUGGGAUGAACUGGAAUAUACUAAUCUAUGGGGCCACUAUCGUGUUUUCUCUGGGCUACUACUUCGUGAGUGGCAAGAACAGAUAUGUCGGACCAGUUGAAUAUGUCAGGAAGCUUGAAUAAGCACAUCGGUGAUCCGAAAGAUUGUCGGAGCCGAAGAGGGCGGAUUUAAAACACAACGUUGUAACUGAGCGACUACGCAGAAGUAAGAAUUCAAUGACAAAUAAUAUAACCUG